AAAAUUGUCAAGUACCUUCUUCAAAUGGUCAUGAACAUCUUAAACCUCUUAAGAAACACUCUUAAUUAACACCAGGAAAUGGCUUCUCAUUUCUCAUUAGAAGUACAAUAAAUGUUUUGUCAAUCUACAUGUACAUUGACAUUUAACAAUAGCUCGAGAAAAUGUACAGGUGUCUUCUAGCUUGUUUGAUUUUAAUAAUUUGCUGCCAUGGCAGCGCUGUUAAACAAAUUGUGUGUCCAGAUGACUGUCUGUGUACUGGGAGAAAUUUUGACUGCUCAGAUAAAGAUUUAUCUGUAAUACCAUCAGGGAUAUCUAAUGCAGCCAAAUCAUUAGAUCUACAGAAAAAUCAAAUAGCAGAUUUAUCGUCCAACCCGUUUUCAAAACUUCAAUUAUUGCGGAUACUGAAUCUUGGAUUUAACUCGCUCACCCAGAUAAGAUACAACGAUUUUAAUGGAUUAGUGAAUCUAAGAACACUUGACUUAAGUUUUAAUAGGAUAAAUACAAUUCAUAAAAAUUCUUUUAGGAAUUUGGAUAAAAUCAGUGACAUUGUGCUGCGGGGUAACGAACUAACAAAUAUUGAUGGAAUAUUUACUUAUAUGAAUGGGAUGGUACGUUUGGAUCUGUCAAAUAAUCAAAUAGACAAGAUAUCUAGCGAAUCUUUCAAAAACAUGACAAACCUUCGCUAUUUGUUGCUUGGAUCAAAUAGAAUAACAUCUAUUGAGGUUAAAGCCUUUAACGAUAAUAACUUGAUCUCAUUUAUUUCACUAACUGGGAACCCUGUCAUCGAUGUUGAUGGUCUAUUCAUCAAAAACAAUGUGUUGUCUUUUAUAGAACUGACCAACUGUUCGCUGAAAACUUUUCCUAAAGGAUUACCACGUAUGACCAGAUUUUUGUACCUAGAUCAGAACAAUAUCACGUCUAUAACAAAGAAAGAAAUUGAACCAGUUGAAAGUUUAGUUAACCUUUUCAUCUCUGAGAAUCAAAUCCAGUUCAUUGAAAGAGAUGCAUUUGCAGGGUUAAGAGGUUUACAGGAAUUAUGGAUCAAUUUUAAUCAAAUAAAUGAAGUACCAAUACCACCUUUAGAAGCUAAAAAGUUACAUAUAGACAAUAACAACAUAGCACAUGUUCGGAAAAAUGAUUUUCAAUUUGGGUCUAAACUGGAGACAUUAUCUAUUAAGAAUAAUCAAAUAUCUGUUAUUAACGCAGAAACAUUUGAAAAUCUGACAAAUCUUCUGAGUUUAUACUUGGGUGGAAACAGUAUAACUGUGUUACCAGAUAAUGCAUUUAAACCACUGCUCCUUCUAAAGGAUCUCGGUCUGACUGGAAUGGAUUUUGAUUACAUAGGAAAAGAUGUGUUCAAUAAACUUAAUAACUUAGAUAAGCUGAUAAUGUCUUUUGUAAUGAUUGGUGAAAAUGCUUUACAAGGAAAUAUUUUCAAACAUCUAUCUAACCUUAGAAUUUUAGACCUACAAGAUAGUCCUGAACUUGCCAGCCAUGUUUUAGAAUCUGAGGAUAUGAUGAAAUCUUUAUUUACAGUUGAGGAUAUAAAUUUAAUGGAUAAUGAAAUAAAAACUGUGAAUUCAAAUAUAAUGAAGUAUUUACCAAGACUACAUACUAUUCGAUUUGAAGGAAACCAAUUUCACUGUGAUCUCCGUCUGCGAUGGUUAUGGAAAUGGAUUGAUAUGCAAAAAUAUAAAUUUGAAAAUGCUGACUCCCUUCAAUGUUUUUCUCCUCCUCAGCUACGAGGAAGCACAUUUUUGAGUUUAAAAUUCGACCAAUUUGUUCCAACAACGCUUAAACAAGUUGUGUUAUCAACAAAAGGACAGGUAAUGUCAAAAACAACUAAAUCUCCACACGUUAUAUUAAAUUCUACCAAUCUAGGAAAUGAAACUUUAACCUUUGAAAUGAUAAAUGAUACUGUUAAUGAAAAUUUAGAUAGCUCAUCUCUUCCGCCAGGAUAUGUUCCAAAUCAAAAAGAUUUAGUACGUUCUCAAAAUCAACAAGACAAAGAUUAUGAAGAUAAAAUAAACAAAAUUCUAAUUAUAACUGUGGUGACUACUCUAGCUGUCGUGUUAUUUGCAGUCAUUGUGACAACUGUAUCCUGUCUAAAAUGCAACAGAAAGAAGGACUCUUAUAAUCGUACCGAUACCUUCCCAGACAAUGAUGUAACUUUUUACGUUAUAAGUGAUGAAGCACCCCCACUACCGCCUCCAAACACCACAAGGAAAGACAGAGGAUCUGUGAGUUCAACCCGUGACAUUACUAAUGACAAUGUCUUUAUCAUUGACAAUGACAGUUCAUAAUGUUCAAAUAAAACAGGAGAAACAAUUUACAACUAUUUUAAUUCAAAUCACUGGAUUGGUCUUAAAUGUAAAUGUGAAAACUCAAAAGACAAAAAUAAAAUGUGAAAAGGGA
Molecule: messenger RNA, 2415 nt
Organism: Mytilus trossulus (common blue mussel)
Lineage: Eukaryota; Metazoa; Mollusca; Bivalvia; Mytilida; Mytilidae
Product: insulin-like growth factor-binding protein complex acid labile subunit
Exons: 1
Coding region: 162-2303 (713 amino acids)
Molecular function (GO): protein binding
Source: RefSeq, a predicted model, not a curated record